This is a messenger RNA of Phaethon lepturus (White-tailed tropicbird), 2013 nucleotides long. It is a transcript of the gene CAPN14, whose product is annotated as calpain 14. Gene Ontology annotation, cellular component: cytoplasm. Lineage: Eukaryota; Metazoa; Chordata; Aves; Phaethontiformes; Phaethontidae. The transcript is spliced from 21 exons. Gene Ontology annotation, molecular function: calcium-dependent cysteine-type endopeptidase activity. Gene Ontology annotation, biological process: proteolysis. The record is from RefSeq and is a predicted model, not a curated record.
AUGCCUUUUCUGCCAUGCUUGAAAAAAAAGAAGUCACCUGUGCCUUUAGGCAGGAGUAUCUUUCAAAAACACACCCCACCCAUCCAGCAGAACUACCAGGCCUUGCUGGAGAUGUGCUUGAAGAACAAAUGCCUGUUCACAGAUGACAGCUUCCCUGCUCACAUCAGCUCUAUUGGAACAGGAGCACUGCUAAGGAAACUACCCCAAAAUUUACAGUGGAAGAGGCCACAUGCUUUGCACAGAAGUCCAGUAUUUUAUGCUUCAAACAGAAAGCAACUUGAUCUUUGCCAAGGCUUGGUGGAGAACUGCUGGUUCCUGGCGGCCCUGGAAGCCCUGACGUUCCACCAGGACACCUUGGCUGUAGUCGUGCCACAAAACCAGAACUUUGAGAGGAAAUACGCUGGCAUUUUCCACUUCCGGUUCUGGCACUUUGGUGAAUGGGUUGACGUGGUGGUUGAUGAUCGCCUGCCAGUGAACGAGGUGGGGGAGCUGGUCUUUGUUUCCUCAGUCUAUAAGAACGUGUUCUGGGGAGCCCUUCUGGAGAAGGCAUAUGCUAAACUCUACGGCUCCUAUGAAGAUUUGCAGAUUGGGCAAGUUUCAGAAGCCUUGGUGGAUUUUACCGGUGGUGUUAAUAUAAGGAUCAAGCUUGCAGCAGCUCCUCCUGAUCUGUGGGAUAUCCUGACAAGAGCAACUUACAGCAGAUCUCUCAUGGGCUGUCAGACACAUUUAGGGGCAACAAAAGUCCUGAAGAAUGGGAUUGUUUCUGGCCAUGCCUACACAGUAACUGGUAUUAGAAAGGUGACCUGUCAAUAUGGACCAGAAAACCUAGUGAGACUGAGAAAUCCAUGGGGAAAAAUUGAAUGGAAAGGAGACUGAAGUGACAGCUCUUACAAAUGGGAGCUGCUGAGCCCAAAGGAGAAGAUUUUGCUGAGGAAAAAGAAAGAGGAUGGAGAAUUCUGGAUGUCUCUGCGAGAUUUUAAGAGUCAUUUUGUAGAUCUAAUGAUCUGUAAAUUAACUCCAGACCUGAUGAGCCAGGAAGAUGGGAAGAAGUGGAUGUACUCCCUGAAGAGUGGGAGAUGGAUUAAAGGAAGUACAGCAAGAGGAGGUCUGGGAUUCUGUAAUGGCACCUUUUGCAUGAACCCUCAGUACUGGCUGAAUGUUUUACCAGUUGAAGACAGUAAGAAAAGCCUGGGUUCCUGCAAUGUGGUUAUAUCCCUGAUGCAGAAACACAGCAGCAAACACCGGAACCGAGCUCCUCACCUCGUCAUUGGAAUUUCACUCUACAAGGUCAACAGAUACCAGGAAAGCAACAGAAAGCUGCCCCCAGCUUUCUUCACCCACCAUCAGCCUGUGAACAAGCACCAGGUCUUCCUCGAUGAGCGGGAAGUGACUCAUGACUUCCACCUGGAGCCUGGUGUCUAUGUGAUUGUCCCAUCCACCUUGGAGCCUCAGCAGGAGUCUAAAUUCAUUCUGCGGGUCUUCUCCAGGAAGCAUGUUCUUCGGGAAAUGGGUGGGAACCCCAGUUUCACCCUCUGUAAGGAAAUUGUUGAUAGGUAUGAAGGCAAGAUUUGGGAGGAUUUCUUCACAAAGGAUUUUGAACAGAAUCCUGAAAUAAAUGUUGUUCAGCUCCAGAGGAUCCUGAAUAAUAUAUCUUGGAGAAAUAAUCUGGAUGCCUGCCGGGUCAUCUUGGCACUCCUGGGUCUGAAUGCCUCUGGCCCACUAAGUAUCCAGGAAUUCAGGGUCUUGUGGAAAAGGCUGCUUUUCUAUUUGGAAGUUUUCCAGAAAAGAGGCACUAGCAGAUCAGGAAAGCUUGACCUCAUGGAACUGCAUGCAGCUGUACAGGAGACAGGCAUUUCACUCAGCAGUGAAGUCUGUAAUUUGAUGGCAAUCAGAUAUGGUGACCCUGACUUGAAGAUCAGCUUUGAGAGCUUUGCCUUUCGCAACUUAACACAAGAUGGCAAAGGGAUAUAUCUCCGGGAAUCUGAGUGGAUGAUGAUGACACUGUAUUCCUGA